AUUUGUUGAUUAUUCUACUUUUAAUUCGUUUGGAAAUUGGGAUUCUUCAAGAGUGUAGCGUUUAUAGUUGAAGUUGAAGCGAACGCAUAUCAGAAUCCAUGGCGGCAUGGGCCUUAGCUUUGUUGCUCUUCUUCAACCACCUACUCCUCCACGCGGCACCACAAACUACCACCGAUCCUGCACAAGCACGAGCUCUGAACUCCAUAUUUCGACAAUGGAAUAUAUCGGCGAAGCAGAAUACAAGUAUUGUCGGGACGGGAACUCCCGAUCUAAUCGAGAGGUGGAAUAUCAGCGGGAACCUAUGCACUGGGAGCGCUGUGGACACCAGAAUAAACAUCGAGGAUCCAAAAUACAACCCCUUUAUCAAAUGCAAUUGCUCCUUCAACAACGCAUCUACUUGCUUCAUUACCCACCUGUAUGAAGGUUUCUUCAUUGGAUAUUGCUGGUGUAUUCCCACCCGAGCUAUGGAUUUUGAAAUCCCUCACCUAUCUGUCUGCUUUCUUCCUAAUGCUUUCCUUGGUGUUGCUCCUUCAUUUAUUUUCUAUUGCUGGUGUAUCAUAUAUGCUGUGAAGUUAACCGAUAUUCUCUUAAUUUCUCCCAGGAAUUUGGAGAAAAAUUUAUUGUCUGGGCCAUUAUCGCCGUCUGUUGGUAAACUAACGCAAUUGAGUACCUUGAUCAUUCGCAUUAAUAAAUUAUCAGGGGAACUUCCGAAGGAACUUGGACUUCUUUCCAAUCUGAGAUUCUUGGCCUUUGGGACUAACAAUUUCUCCGGUCCAUUACCAUCAGAGCUCGGAAAGCUUUUUAUGCUAGAGGAACUGUACUUUGAUAGCUCUGGAGUGCAAGGCGAUAUUCCCACAACAUUUUCAAAUCUAACGAAUUUGCGGACAGUAUGGGCAUCGGACAAUGAACUUACCGGCAAAAUACCUGGGUUCAUUGGGGACUGGUCAAAGCUCACUACUUUGAGGUUUCAAGGAAACUCUUUCAUGGGUCCCAUACCCUUGACAUUUUCAAACUUGACAGCUAUGAAUGAGUUGAGAAUUGGUGAUUUAUCAAAUGGGAGAUCGUCCCUAGAAUUUAUCAAGAAAAUGACAUCUUUGAAGACCUUAGUAUUGAGAAAUAAUAAGAUAUCAGAUACAAUUCCUACCUACAUUGAAGAGUUUAAAGAAUUGAGCCUGCUAGACUUAAGCUUUAACGAGUUAUGGGGAGAGAUUCCAAAGUCACUUUUCAAGUUGAAUUCGCUAAGAUACUUGUUUCUUGGAAAUAACCAGUUAACUGGUACGCUACCUUCAGAAAAGCCUGGUUAUCUUCUUAGCAUAGACUUAUCAUACAAUGGUUUAUCGGGUAGCUUUCCUGACUGGGUCGAUGAGGAUUCAGCCAAGCAUUUAAAUUUAGUUGCCAACAACUUCACGUUUGGAACAUCACAUAUUGGCCAUUUCCCUACGGGUUUGAACUGUCUUCGACGAGAAUUUUCUUGUAAUCAAGCUUCUGAACUCCGUCCUAGUUUUGGGAUCAACUGUGGGGGUCCAAAAUUUGAGAGUUCCUCUCAGGAGUAUGAAAGGGAAAUUGAGAUUGAUGGUAUGGCUUCAUACUAUGUUAGUGACUCAGAAACUUGGGCUGUUAGUGAUGUUGGAUACUUUCCUGAGAUCAACAAAAACUCUAGUCAAUAUAACAGAUACAAUGACACGGAACAUCCAAUUGCAAAUACAAAUGAUUCAGACCUUUUUCAGACACAAGAAUUAUCUACUUCGUCGUUGAGAUUUUAUGGUCUAGAGCUUAAAAAUGGGAACUACACUGUGAAGCUUCACUUUGCAGAACAUGCUUUCGCAGAUUCAUCUACAUGGAGCAGCCUUGGGAGGCGUGUCUUUGAUAUAUAUAUUCAGGGGAACCGGGUUUUCAAAGAUUUUAAUAUUCAAAACGAGGCAGGUGGGUCUUUUCGUGCUGUUACAAAGAUAUUUAAGGCACAAGUUUCAGCAAACUACAUGGAAAUUCAUCUUUUUUGGGCUGGGAAAGGUACUUGCUGCAUACCUGACGAAGGUACUUAUGGACCUUCUAUUUCAGCAAUCAGUGCAAGUCUAGAUUCUGAACCUGUAAGUAAUGUGAAGAAUGGAACCAGUGAAAUAAAGGGGACUGGUAGUCACAAGAAUGAAGCCAGUCUAAUAGUGGGGAUUGUUGUUGGUGUAGGAUUUGUUUGCUUUCUAGUUGUCACAAUUUUCAUUCUUUUUCAAAGAAGGAAAGGACGCUCCUUGGAAGAUGAAGAGCUCUUUGGAAUUGAUGAAAGACCGCACACUUUUAGUUAUUCUGAACUCAGGAAUGCUACAGAGGAUUUUAGUUCAUCCAACAAACUCGGAGAAGGAGGUUUUGGACCGGUUACCAAGGGAAUUCUAAAUGAUGGAAGAGUAAUCGCUGUAAAGCAACUUUCAAUAAAAUCUGACCAAGGAAGAAACCAGUUUUUGGCUGAGAUUUCUACAAUAUCUGCCGUGCAACAUCGCAACCUUGUGAAGUUGUAUGGUUGUUGCAUUGAGGGUCAAAAACGUCUCCUUGUUUAUGAGUACCUGGAGAAAAAGAGUCUCGACCAAGCAUUAUUUGGAAAACGAACUUUCGUUCUUGAUUGGCCAAAACGAUUUGCUAUAUGCAUGGGUGUCGCGAGAGGCCUAACAUAUCUUCAUGAGGAAUCGAGACUUCGAAUUGUUCAUAGAGAUAUUAAAGCCAGUAACAUUCUACUUGAUGCUGAUCUCAACCCCAAAAUUUCAGAUUUUGGGUUAGCGAAGCUUUAUGAUGACAAAAAGACUCAUAUGAGCACCCUUGUUGCUGGAACAAUUGGAUAUCUUGCACCUGAGUAUGCCAUGCGUGGGCAUCUAACUGAGAAGGCUGAUGUCUUUAGUUUUGGUGUUGUGGCUCUUGAAAUUGUUAGCGGUAGGCCAAAUUCGGCCCCAGGCUUGGAGGAGGACAGAGUUUUUCUACUUGAAUGGGCUUGGUAUCUGUAUGAAAACGAUCGUGAAAUUGAGUUGGUAGAUUCUGAUUUGUCCACAUUCAAUGAGGAUGAAGUUAAGCGGGUGAUCAGAGUAGGUCUUAUGUGCACUCAAACGUCCUCAGGUCGUCGGCCAUCGAUGUCACGAGUGGUGGCAAUGCUGUGUGGAGAUAUUGAAGUGGCAAGUGUACCUUCAAAGCCUGGAUACUUAACUGACUGGACUUUUGAUGAUAUAGGCACAUUUACGAAUGAUACUACAACAACCACAGCCUCCGACACUACCCAUCAGGGCAGUUCGAGUAUUGGCAUCCGUGCUAAUAAUUGAAGGCUUAAUUAAGGCCUCUCAUCUAUUUAUUGGCCUCUAUUAGAUUUGAGGACAACACAUUGUAAGGCUCUUUAGGGCCUUUUGUAUAGUUAUAUGGUGUAUAAUGUAAGAAGCCAUUCUGUGGUUGUCAAUUCUGCGGCUGACAAUUUGUAAAGAAAAGCUAUUCAAGUCAGCGAAGAGAGACAAAUCAAGUACAAUAAUAGUGAUUUGUAGUUUCCUCGUAUGGUAGGCUACUUUGUUUUGA
Cucurbita moschata (crookneck pumpkin) is the source of this 3537-nucleotide messenger RNA. RefSeq names its product probable LRR receptor-like serine/threonine-protein kinase At1g56140. The transcript is spliced from 24 exons. Gene Ontology annotation, biological process: protein phosphorylation. The record is from RefSeq and is a predicted model, not a curated record. NCBI's taxonomy places the organism in Eukaryota, Viridiplantae, Streptophyta, Magnoliopsida, Cucurbitales, Cucurbitaceae. The coding region runs from base 99 to 3293 and encodes 1064 amino acids. Gene Ontology annotation, molecular function: protein kinase activity; ATP binding; protein binding.